CAAUACACAAAAAUCUCCAUUUAUUUGCACACGUUUCAAAACAUGAAGAUGCAGUGGAUAAAUUUUCAAAGGUUCUUUGGAAAAGUGAAAAGACUUUAUUCGUUAAAUAAUUGUCAGUUUAGCAGCGAUGCUUUUGUUUAUGGGCAUGAUGUAGCAAUGGCAAAAAAAAAUGGUGUACCAAUUGUGGCCCUAGAGUCCACGAUCAUCACUCAUGGAAUGCCCUAUCCUGAUAACUUAAAGACAGCUAUUAAAGUUGAAAAUGCUGUUAGAUCAAAAGGUGCUGUACCUGCUACUAUAGCAAUUUUAAACGGGCAGGUACAUGUUGGUUUAAAUCAAGAACAAUUGGAAACUUUGGCUAACACACAAGUUGCAAAGACUAUUAAGUGUUCGCACAGAGACAUAUCGUCAAUCGUGUCUCAAAAUUUAAACGGCGGUACAACUGUUAGCGCAACUAUGUUAUUAGCACAUUUAUCAGGCAUUCCAAUAAUGGCAACAGGAGGUAUCGGUGGUGUACAUCGUGGAGCAGAAUCAACAUUCGAUAUUAGUACCGAUUUAAUAGAACUCGGACGUACUCCUGUAGCUGUUGUCUGCUCUGGCGUUAAAUCUAUUUUAGACAUUGAAAAAACAUUAGAACAUCUAGAAACUCAAGGAGUUCCUGUAAUAAAAAUUGGCAAAACGAAUCAUUUUCCAGCAUUUUAUUGUACCGAAACAUUUAAUAAAAUAGAAACGCCACAUAAAGUUUCUAGUUCAAAAGAAGCAGCAAACAUCCUGAAGUAUCAAAUAAAAUUAGGUCUUCGAACAGGACUGCUAUUUGCAGUUCCCAUUCCUAAAACGUAUGCAUUGGAUCCAAAAGAAAUGGAAUUAGCAAUAUGCAAAGCUUUAGAAAGUGCAAAAUGUAAAGAUAUAACUGGAAAGAAUGUAACUCCAUUUUUGUUAGAGGAAUUGAACAAAAUCACGAAAGGUCAAUCUCUUCAAGCCAACGCGGCGCUCGUAGAAAAUAAUGCGAACGUGGCAGCAGAAAUUGCAGUAAAUCUCGUUGAAAGGUAUCAAAGUGUUUCCAACAGUGCUGCAACAAAAUGCUUUUUAUCACCUGAACGUAACCCGGUUGUGAUUGGCGGGGCUGUGAUGGAUACCACUCUACAGGUGAAGGAGUCUGAGAUGAAAGACGAUGGUAGAACGCAUGCCGGUAGAAGUCGUGAAAAUUGCGGCGGUGUCGGACGAAAUAUCGCCAACGCCUUGGUUAACCUCGGUCUGAACACCACACGAUUAAUAUCCGUCGUCGGUGACGACCGGCCUGGGGAAGCUAUAAUUAAAAAUCUAGGAGAUGGUGGCCAGACCGUCGAGCGGUUAUCGAACACGAGUACGGCUAGAUAUACCGCAAUAAUCGACUAUAAAGGUGAAUGCCGUUUUGGAAUCGGCGAGAUGGACCUCUUUGCCAGCAUUAGCCCGAAUUUGAUAAAGAAAUACCAAUCGUACGUAGAAAACGCCAGCUUCAUUGUUCUCGAUGGAAAUCCACCCCUGGACACGAUUAAAUACGUCCUAGACCUUGCAAUAUACUCGAAAAUUCCAGUUUGGUACGAACCUACAGAUGUAAAGAAGGCAACGAAAAUAUUUGAAGCAAAAGCACAGUGGCAAAAUGUCCUGCAUUUUAUAUCUCCAAACAGAAACGAGUUAAAAAUCAUAGGAAAAUAUUUUGGAGUACACGUGCCUGAAAAUAAAUUGAUCAUGGACUUGGAAGAAGUAAAAACAAUCGCGGAACAAGUGGCCGAAUUUGUUCCAGUAGUUGUAACUACGUUAGGAUCACAGGGAGUAUUGGUUGCUCGCAAAGCUUUAGGAAGUAAUCCUUUUUACGACACAAAGGGUAACUUAGUUGAAAACACUAUGAUUACAUCCCGUUUGUAUCCGCCAUUGUCUUACAUCUCCGAAGACUCGAACGAAACAUUUAAUGUAAGCGGCUGCGGAGACUGCCUUACCGCCGGAAUAAUUUAUGGGAUUCAUAAAAAUCUAUAUGAAACUAAUUGUCUUUCUUUAGCCUUAAAGGCUGCUGCACUUUCUUUAACAUCAUUAGAUGCAGUCCCUGCUUCACUUUCAUUAAUAAGCAAUAAUAUAAAAUGAU
Messenger RNA from Colletes gigas, 2116 nucleotides. Its product is annotated as pseudouridine-metabolizing bifunctional protein C1861.05. NCBI's taxonomy places the organism in Eukaryota, Metazoa, Arthropoda, Insecta, Hymenoptera, Colletidae. Gene Ontology annotation, molecular function: pseudouridylate synthase activity. The record is from RefSeq and is a predicted model, not a curated record. The transcript has 10 exons. Bases 43 to 2115 code for a protein of 690 amino acids.